ACACGUCUACCUUCCACAUCUGAACAGAAUCGCAGAGCCAGAGCACAAAGUUCUUGCAGUCUUUGUAGGCCAAGUGGAACUGUGCUGAAGAUGGGCCCGAUAGGUGCAGAGGCGGAUGAGAAUCAGACAGUAGAAGCGAAGAUAGAAUUACAUGGGCCGGGACACACCACUCCUAGAGGUGAGAUGGCCUCUGAUCCUGAGCCUGAACUCAUAGACAGCACCAAGCUGAUUGAGGUGCAGGUGGUCCUCAUAUUAGCUUAUAGCUCCAUCAUCUUGCUGGGGGUAGUUGGCAACUCUUUAGUGAUCCACGUGGUGAUCAAAUUCAAGAGCAUGCGCACAGUAACCAACUUUUUCAUUGCCAACCUGGCUGUGGCAGAUCUUUUGGUGAACACUCUGUGCUUGCCAUUCACUCUUACCUACACCUUAAUGGGAGAGUGGAAAAUGGGUCCUGUCCUGUGCCACCUGGUACCCUAUGCUCAGGGCCUGGCAGUACAAGUGUCUACAAUUACCUUGACCGUCAUUGCCCUGGACCGUCAUCGCUGCAUUAUAUAUCACCUAGAGAGCAAGAUCUCUAAGCGAAUCAGUUUCUUGAUCAUUGGUUUGGCCUGGGGCAUCAGUGCCCUGCUGGCAAGCCCUCUGGCCAUCUUUCGGGAGUACUCACUGAUUGAGAUCAUCCCUGACUUUGAGAUUGUGGCCUGCACUGAGAAGUGGCCUGGGGAGGAGAAGAGCGUUUAUGGUACAAUCUACAGUCUUUCCUCCUUGCUGAUCCUGUACGUUUUGCCUCUGGGUAUCAUAUCUUUCUCUUAUUCCCGUAUCUGGAGUAAAUUAAAGAACCAUGUCAGCCCCGGAGUUGCAAGUGACCAUUACCAUCAGCGAAGGCACAAAACAACCAAAAUGCUGGUGUGUGUGGUGGUGGUGUUUGCAGUCAGCUGGUUGCCCCUCCAUGCUUUCCAGCUUGCUGUGGAUAUUGACAGUCAAGUCCUGGACCUGAAGGAGUACAAACUCAUCUUUACAGUGUUCCAUAUUAUUGCCAUGUGCUCCACCUUUGCCAAUCCCCUCCUCUACGGCUGGAUGAACAGCAACUACAGAAAGGCUUUCCUCUCAGCCUUCCGCUGUGAGCAGAGGCUGGAUGCCAUUCACUCAGAGGUAUCCAUGACCUUCAAGGCUAAAAAGAAUCUGGAAGUUAAAAGGAACAACGGCCCCACUGACUCUUUCUCAGAGGCUACCAAUGUCUAAGAAGGCAGGUGUGAAAAACUAUGGAUGAAUUCCGACCAGAGCUGUCAAUCUGGUUAGGGAAGGUUCGCUUGCCAGUGCAUGCAGACCUCCCAUUUUAUGGACUAAAAGGCAUCUGAAUAAUAAUACAAUUCCUGGAAAACUGGCUGGCAGAGCUGAGUUGAAAAUUAGAAAAUUCAAAGAUGAGGUGACACAAUGGUUUGCUUACUGAUGCUCAGACGCUAGGUUAAAAUGUGAAGAAAAGAGAUAAAUACUUUUGACUGUU
Molecule: messenger RNA, 1498 nt
Organism: Nannospalax galili (Upper Galilee mountains blind mole rat)
Lineage: Eukaryota; Metazoa; Chordata; Mammalia; Rodentia; Spalacidae
Gene: Npy2r
Product: neuropeptide Y receptor Y2
Exons: 3
Coding region: 91-1236 (381 amino acids)
Biological process (GO): G protein-coupled receptor signaling pathway
Cellular component (GO): membrane
Molecular function (GO): neuropeptide Y receptor activity
Source: RefSeq, a predicted model, not a curated record